This is a messenger RNA of Miscanthus lutarioriparius, 1680 nucleotides long. The record is from the annotation of a GenBank genome assembly. Lineage: Eukaryota; Viridiplantae; Streptophyta; Magnoliopsida; Poales; Poaceae.
AUGGUAAACAAACAUGGGAUGAAAAACUGGCAAACAAUUGCAUGUGCUAUACCUGGCCGAACUGCGCAUUCAUGCUUGGCAAGAUGGAAAUACAUUCUAGACCCAGCAAUAAACAAAGAGCCUUGGUCGCAACAGGAGGAACUAAGAUUGAUUCGUGCACAGCAAGUUUAUGGAAACAAAUGGUGUAAAAUGCUCAAACAUUUCCCAGGGAGGACAAAUGAUGCACUCAAAGAACACUGGAGAGGUUCUAUGAAAAGAAAACUGGAUUCAUAUUUGGCCUCAGGAUUGCUCGAACACAUUCCAGACCUGCAAGAUGAUGUAUCAUUUCCACAGAGCAAUCAGUCAGAUAUUCCAAAGGACUUCAAAGCUUCAUCUGAUAGAAAUAGAUUUUCAUCACGUUUAUCAACAAACCCCAAACUUAAACAAGAGCUCACAGAACUGGUUGAAAAUGCUAAUACAUCAGCAAGAAAAAGCUCUGACUUAUGCUAUGCUAAAGCAACUGAUACCCAUUCAGCCAAAAUCUCAGAAAUGACAAUGGCCAAAUCACAGCAGUGUGCAGGAACAAGAAAGAAGCUGGCUUUUCUGUCAACCCCAGUGGAGCUCAAGAAUGUUGUACCACAUGAAACCACCAAACAUUGCCAUGAUAUGGAAUCAGAAAAGACAGAGGGCCCACUGUGCAAGAAAAAUGCCCACUGCAUCAAGGAUGGAAAUGAAAUUCUCACUAAAAUGGUUGCCAAACAUGGGAAAAACUGGCAAACUGUUGCAUCUGCUAUACCUGGCCGAGAAGCAAAACAAUGCAGAAUCAGAUGGACACGCAGUCUUGACCCAGCAAUAAACAAAGAGGUUUGGUCAGAACAGGAGGAGCUAAAAUUGAUUCGAGCUCAUCAAAUAUAUGGAAGCCAGUGGCUUAAAAUGGUCAAACAUUUCCCUGGGAGGACAAAUCAUGCACUCAAAGAACACUGGAGAGGUCGUAUGAAUGGAAAACUGAAUUUUUAUUUAGCCUCAGGAUUGCUAGAACAAGUUUCGGACCUGGAAGAAGAUAUAUCAGUUCCAGAGAGCAGUCAGUCAGAAAUUCCGAAGGACAGUGUUCCAGAGAGCAGUCAGUCAGAUAUUCUGAAGGACAGCCAGGGUUCAUCUGACAGAAGUCGACCGCCAUCAGUUUUACGAACACGGCCCAAAUCUAAACAGGAACUCCCAGAACUAGAUGAAAAUGCUGGUACAUCAGGAGAAGAAACUUCUGAUUUCAUUUGUCCUAAAGGGCCCAAUGCUCAUUCAGCCAAAGUUUCUGAAAAGGUAUUGGCUAAAUCAAAGCAGCGUGCCAGAGCCAGAAGGAAAUUGGAUUUUCUGUCAACCCCAGUGGAGCUCAAGGUAUACACUGCUGCAGCAAGUUGUCAAAGGCCUCCCCUGAAAAUGGAUCAAACGAGUCCAGUGGCCGAAAACAUCUCUCCAUCAGAUGUAUGUCAAGACAUUUCACAGAAUGUUCCAUCAGAACAUGUGGAUGCCGUCAUGCCGCUGGCUGCUAAUAACCACCAUCCCAAUGAUUUCCAUUCACCAGCGACCCCAGAUCCAUUCUCUCUUGAGAUGCAUGAGGCGAACGCAUCAGAUCUUCUGGACAUGUCCUACUGUGAUGGCUUGAUAAUCGAUUCUCCUCGUUAUCCACAUGACGGUAGCUUCAUAUAG